Fragaria vesca subsp. vesca is the source of this 1814-nucleotide messenger RNA. RefSeq names its product choline transporter-like protein 3-like. NCBI's taxonomy places the organism in Eukaryota, Viridiplantae, Streptophyta, Magnoliopsida, Rosales, Rosaceae. Gene Ontology annotation, molecular function: transmembrane transporter activity. The coding region runs from base 48 to 1682 and encodes 544 amino acids. Gene Ontology annotation, cellular component: membrane. The record is from RefSeq and is a predicted model, not a curated record. Gene Ontology annotation, biological process: transmembrane transport. The transcript has 3 exons.
AUUCAUCAUCACCAAACCCCAAACCUUUCACCCUCUCUCUCUCUCUAAUGGGCAGCUCCGAGGAACCCAGCAAACCCAUCUCGUUAUACGACUCGUCGUCCACUCCACUCCUCUCCAAACCCGACGACCCGCCCCCUCCUCCCUCCCCCUACUCCGACCAACCCGACUCCGACCCGACCCAAUACCUCCAGAUCUCCUUCAACCACGACCCCCGCCCCUUCAAAGACCUCGCCUUCCUCCUCCUCUUCCUCCUCUUCGUCCUCUCCACCUUCGCCGCCGGCAUCUUCGCCGUCGUCCACCGCAACUCCGACUACUCCUCUCUCUCCUCCUUCGAAUACGACUCCGACUCCACCUCCUGCGUCAAGAACGCCUCCUCCUUGACCAGCUUCGCCUUCCUCGCUUCAUCUUCUUCGUUUCUCAAGGAUUUGACAUGGACUCUCGUCAUCACUCUCAUCUUGAGCUUGCCGCUUUGCUUCAGCCUUCUAUGGCUUCUCAAGAACUACGCCAAGCAAGUCGUCUACGCCUCUCUCCCGUUCUUCGUUCUCUUCCCGAUCUUCUUCGACGUCUACUGGUUCGUCGCCUGCACGAUCAGCUCGAGCUGCAGCGACUCGUUUCCUCUGGUGUACAGGAUUCUCGUGCUGGUGUUUGUUUUGUUAGUGAUUGGAGUGAUUGUGUGGAUUUUCGUGGCGAAUUGGCAUCGGAUUGAGCUCACUAUAAGCAUAAUUGGAGUGGCGUCGCAUGCGCUUUCGAGGAAUUUGGCUCUGUUUGGGGUGCUGCCGGUGCUGAAUUUGGUGCUGGUGGUGUAUUAUGCUCCCAUUGUGGUGUUCUUGGUGUUUGCGAGGCUGAAUGGGGAGAUUGAUGCGGAGGAAUCGGAGGAUGGGGUGUAUAGCUGUGUGUGGAAGCAGGAUGCUUGGGUGCCGGCGUAUUAUGCGUUGGCCAUUCUUACAAUGCUGUGGUCUCUGACGACUAUGGUGGAAGCUCAGGUGUAUGUGAUUAGUGGGACUGUUGCUCAGUGGUACUUUACUAAGGAAGAAUCCUCAAGGCCGAGGCGGAUGAUCAGAAGUUCUUUGAGAAAUGCCUUUGGCCCAUCCUUUGGCACUGUAUGUCUAUCUGGCUUGCUUAUAGCUGUUGUUCGAAUGGUGCGUACAAUUGUUGAUGGUGCAAGAAAAGAGGGUACAUCCGGGAUAGUGAAUCUUAUAUUACGUUGCUGUGUUAAUGCCUUGCUGUCAGCAAUUGAUUUUCUCAACAAGUUCACAAUCGUCUUUGCUGCAAUAACUGGUGAAUCUUACUGUUCAUCUGCAAGGAUGACAUAUGAGCUUCUAAAACGUAAUCUUCUUUCUGCGGUUUUUGUUGAAACCAUCUCCACUCGGCUUUUGGCUGGAAUUAUUUUCGUACUCUCAGCACUAUAUGCUGUUGUGGCGUGUGUUAUCUUAAAGGCCGUGAGCAAUCUUGGGGUCGAUGCGUACUUUGUGGCUGCAUUGGCGUGGGUGCUGCUGAUCUUGGUACUGGGUUUCUUUGUCCAUGUACUGGAUAAUGUGAUUGACACUGUGUACGUGUGCUACGCCAUAGAUAGGGACAGAGGGGAAGUUUGUAAACAGGACGUCCAUGAAGUUUAUGUUAACUUACCAAUUAGUAGGAACCAUAGACCUUCAUCUAUGAUUACCAGAACUCUGGGUGUAUAGAAUAAUCCUUUGAGUGUUGUUGUUGGUCUGUCAUUUUUUCUGUAUCAAGUAUUCAGUUAGCAAUUUGUGCAUACCUUUUGAGUGUUGCCUUGUACAUUUUUGAGGAUUUACAAUAAAGCAAAAUUUUCAGGC